Messenger RNA from Hemicordylus capensis (graceful crag lizard), 3321 nucleotides. RefSeq names its product solute carrier family 7 member 7 (gene SLC7A7). The record is from RefSeq and is a predicted model, not a curated record. Gene Ontology annotation, cellular component: membrane. Gene Ontology annotation, biological process: amino acid transmembrane transport. The transcript is spliced from 10 exons. Gene Ontology annotation, molecular function: basic amino acid transmembrane transporter activity; L-amino acid transmembrane transporter activity. NCBI's taxonomy places the organism in Eukaryota, Metazoa, Chordata, Lepidosauria, Squamata, Cordylidae. Bases 1579 to 3105 code for a protein of 508 amino acids.
UUACUUAAGGGCGGAAAUGGCGUCCCGUUCCUCUUUGAAAGUGUCCCAAUGCAGGCGCCGCCAUCUUGGAUGCGGGUUGCUAAGGAAGCUGUCGCCCUUGGUGACAAUAAACAAAAGGCGAUCCGCAAGAGAAGGGGCGGGGACGCGUGGCUUGCCUGGGACCUCGGACUCCUGGGUCCUUGGGGCGGGCAGAUGGAGGGGGAGCUGACUAGGAUCGCUGAGUCUCCUUGUCUCUUUAUGAUUCUGGUUUUAAUGCAGAUAGUAUAUAUAGAAAUUAUUAUAAUAUUUUAUAUAGAUACACAUAAAUAGGUUAUGUUAAUAUAUGUAAAUGCAGGGAAGCUACUUAACACAUGAUCAUUGGACCAACUUCUAUAGAUUUGCAUUUUGGAUGAAGUAAAAUAGAAAAGCGAAUAACUGGGCCAUCAUUUUCCUUUCGAGGGGUGAUGCAAACCUGCUCGUGCCAGAUCUGCCAGGCACAGAUCUGACUGCUUGGCUAUGUACACAUGGACAGUUUUGAUUUAAGCACUCUUAACGCCUCUCUGCAGUGUUACUUUAUUUACAUUUCAAUCCUGUCCUUCUUCCAAGGAACUCAGGGCAACGUCCCCUCUUGUUUUAUCCUAUUCUUUUGAUAUUAGAAAUCAGGAGGUCGACUUACAUUCAGAGUCCUGUUCCUUUCAAGUAAAUGCAGGUAUAACCUGUAAUUAUCCUCUGCUUUUGAAGGGGGUCAUCUUAAAUCCAGAGUCCUAUUCACGUAAAUAUGGGUAGAUGACAGCAUGCACACAUUUUGCAUUUUUAUACACAACAGCCCUGUGAGGUAGGCUAGGCUGAAGAGUGUGUCUGGCAUGAGGUCACUCAGUGAACUUCAUGACUGUGUGAGGAUUCCCAACCUGGGUCUCCCAAGGCCUAGCCUGACACUCAACUCAUACACCAUGUGGCUUUAUGUCACGUUAGUUCUUGAUAGAGGCAAGAAUUCUACAGGCAAAGCUUGCUCCAUCUCUUUCUCAUGGCGGCAGGGAUGAGGUGGGGGGGGCACAGUAUCUUUUGAGUUCCUGCCUGAGAUCCAGUUGCAGUUAAAGGCAAUGAUGGAGCCCUGCCAGAGAAAAGGUGGUUUAGGUUUAACUAAUGGUGCUGUAUGUUUUCCCAUUUCGUAGGGCUCAUCCUCUCUCUUGAAGAGUUCUGUGUGCCUUGGAAGCUCGCUGUCAUGCUGGCUCCUCCAGGAAAUGGAGGAAACGGUUGUCGAAACAGUGUGUUUGUGUGCGUGAAGUACUUUGGGCAGCAGGAAGUCUGUACUGUUCACGGAGGGCACUGCUGCUGCCAUGGGGGAGAUUCGCAGACAGUGCCAGCCCCUUAUCUUCUGUAGUGCUGAGGUAGGCUCCCCCUGCCCCCACCUGGCACCAGACGGACCUUGGACUCAGUCAAUGGCUCACCCUCCCUUACCCCCCCUCACCCCGCCCUCAGCAACCCUGGUUAGUUCCUCAAGUUAAAACUGCUGUCCCGACAGCUCCAUUCUCUUGACUCUUCAGCUGGCCUUAGGGGCAGGCUGACAGAUCUGCCGGAGGGAACUCGGCCGGAACCGUAAUGGCCAGGACCUCGGAGUACGAGGUGACCCCCCAGGAUGAUCAGCCCGCCGCGACGGUACCCAAUGGGACCUCGCCGUCCUCUGGCCAGCCCCCUGAAGACUCCAUGAAGCUGAAGAAGGAGAUCUCGCUUCUCAACGGCGUCUGCUUAAUCGUGGGCAACAUGAUUGGCUCGGGCAUUUUUGUCUCGCCCAAAGGCGUACUGAUGUACAGUGACUCUUACGGCCUCUCCCUCACCAUCUGGGCCGUGGGGGGCCUCUUCUCGGUUUUUGGGGCUCUCUGCUACGCGGAACUGGGCACCACCAUCAAAAAGUCGGGGGCCAGCUAUGCCUACAUUUUGGAGGCUUUCGGGGAGCUGCCUGCCUUCAUCCGCCUCUGGACGUCCCUCCUCAUCAUUGAACCCACCAGCCAAGCCGUCAUUGCCAUCACCUUUGCCAAUUACCUGGUGCAGCCCAUUUUCCCUUCCUGCGAAGCACCUUACCUGGCUGGACGUCUCUUGGCCGCCGCCUGCAUCUGCUUACUCACUUUUGUCAACUGCGCGUAUGUGAAAUGGGGCACCCGAGUGCAGGAUCUGUCCACCUAUGCAAAGGUGCUGGCUCUCAUUGCUGUGAUCAUCGCUGGCAUCGUCUGUCUCGGACAAGGACGUUCUGAGAACUUUGUUGAUGCUUUCGAAGGGUCCUCCUGGCAGGCAGGGAGCAUUGCGUUGGCGCUUUACUCGGCACUUUUCUCCUACUCUGGAUGGGACACACUCAAUUUUGUCACUGAAGAAAUAAAGAACCCUGAAAGGAACCUGCCCCUCUCCAUCGGCAUCUCCAUGCCGAUCGUCACAGUGAUCUACAUCAUGACCAAUGUGGCCUAUUACACCGUGCUGAGCAAGACGGACAUACUGAGCAGUGACGCAGUGGCUGUGACGUUUGCCGAUCAAGUGUUUGGAGUGAUGAACUGGACCGUCCCCCUCGCGGUCGCGCUCUCCUGCUUUGGAGGCCUCAAUGCUUCCAUCUUGGCCGCAUCCAGGUUGUUCUUUGUUGGCUCCCGCGAGGGGCACCUGCCCGACGCCAUCUGCAUGAUCCACGUCCAGCGGUUCACACCUGUGCCAGCCCUGCUCUUUAAUGGCGCCAUGGCCUUGAUCUACCUGUGUGUAGAAGACAUCUUCCAGCUUAUCAAUUACUACAGCUUCAGCUACUGGUUCUUCGUGGGCCUGUCCAUCGCGGGACAACUCUAUCUGCGCUGGAAGGAGCCGCUGAGGGAACGUCCCCUCAAGCUCAGCAUCGUCUUCCCAAUCAUCUUCUGCCUCUGCACCAUCUUUCUGGUAGCCGUCCCCCUCUACAGCGAUCCGGUCAAUUCCGCCAUCGGCAUUGCCAUAGCCGCUUCCGGGCUGCCCUUCUACUUCCUGCUGGUGCGGAGGCCAGACCACAAGAGACUGCAGUGGCUGCGCCGGGCAGUGGCUUCUGUGACGCGGCUCAUCCAAAUCGUAACCUUGUCCGUCCUAACGGAGAUGGAUCCUGACACCGCAGUCAAGUCUCAGUGACAAGAGAUGCUGGCGGGGGAGGCCGGAUUCUCCCCUACUGACGACUCCUUUUUGUAAUGGACUCUCCCGGACCCUCUAAUUUAUUGUUUGCUACUUUGCUGGAACUGGGGGUGGCUGCUGCAGAAACCGAGGGGUGGUCCUGCCUUCUCACCUGGUGGACCGGGGGACUCCAGCCUGGCGGCUGCAUCCCAAUAAACUCCACUGGCUUGCCUUGGA